Messenger RNA from Alternaria arborescens, 714 nucleotides. RefSeq lists its product as hypothetical. The record is from RefSeq and is a predicted model, not a curated record. The transcript has 2 exons. The coding region runs from base 1 to 714 and encodes 237 amino acids. Lineage: Eukaryota; Fungi; Ascomycota; Dothideomycetes; Pleosporales; Pleosporaceae.
AUGUACAAAACACUAUCUGCGGUGUUGCUUAUCUCGACUCGCGUAUGGUUUGCCUGCGGUCAUAACACCAGUCCAAGCUCGUAUCUGCUGGUCAACGCAGAUCAUAUCGCGGCCCAACGCCUGAACUGGCAGACUCCACUCUCAACGAAGGACGACCGAUCUACCGUGUUGAAUUUUGAUGACAUCUCAACGACUGACGGACAAGCGGCUAUUGAACUUUACGAUGGUCUUCUCUUCGAGGGACUGACAGUCGUCAAUGUGACCGACAGUAGUCUUCUCGAUGAUGAGGACAGAGAUUGUGCAACAUCACACACAAACACCUUGAUCAGCUUUUCACACCCUGAAGGCCAAACCCCCCAGAUCAAGAUCGGACCAGCGCAGCUCAACGACAAAACGUCGUCGCCCAUGUUCGAUCUCUUAUCCCUCUCCAUUAAGCCACGUCAGAAACGAUCCUCAGACUCCGUGCUUAUCAGAUAUAAGUUCUGGCAAAUCCUUGACGGCAAGACCGAGAUAACACAUUUAGAUCUGGUCUUUCAUGACGUUGGUCACCACGCCGCUACCCAUGUUGAUUUCGAAAGGUACGGGUAUACCAUCAGAAACCUCACCGCUUUCGAGAUCGCUGUAAUGGAGGAUAGCAAAUUGGACUUUGCGUUUUGUCUGGACGAUCUGGGCGUAAGGAUCCAUAAUGCGACUGGCGGUAAGGAAACUCAAUAA